AUGGGCAAGGGACGCGCGCGUCGCGAUCGCGCGCGUCGCGACGGCGCGAUAACGCGCGACGCUCGCGACGCGGCGUCGCGGGACGAGAUCGCGACGCUCGAGCGGCAGCUUCGCGCGCUGAACCUCGAGCGACGCGCGGUGGAGGCGGACGGGAACUGCUUCUUUCGCGCGCUCGCGGAUCAGAGGUACGGCGACGAGUCGAGACACGCGGAGGUGCGAAGACGCGUGGUGGCGCGCGUGGAGGCGAGACGAGAGGCGUUCGCGCCGUUCGUGGAGGACGACGAGACGUUCGACGAGUACGUCGAACGAAUGGCGAGGGACGGGGAGUGGGCGGGACAUCUGGAGGUGAACGCGGCGACGGCGGCGCUGAGAGUGGGGAUAUGCAUCCAUCAAGCGGGGUCGCCGCGAUGGGUGGCGGGCGCGGACGCGAGGGACGAUGGAGCGAAGACGUAUCACGUGACGUACGAGGGGCGCGAUCAUUAUAAUAGCGUGCGGUUGAGGAAUUCGAGGCGAUUCGACGAGCCGGGGGGACCGCUGAGCGUGGCGAUGUUGAGGGAUGAUGAGUUGUGUGCGUUGGCGCGCAGGACGGGGUGCGUGGACGCGGAAAGAUUGCGGAGGACGCUGCGAGCGUGUCGCGGCGACGCGGACGCGUGCGCGGACGUCUUGGAGGAAGAGAUGGAGGAAGAACGACGGUCGAGGGAGAAGGCGGUGGAGGAUGGGAUCGAUGUCGAGGAAUUUGACACCGGAGAUUGGGCCGAGGUGAAGACGAAGAAGAAAUCAAAAGGAAAAGGUGGUGCCAAGCAUAGUCGCGGCGGCGCGCGAGACGAGGAUUUCGGCGUGGAGAGCUUGCGAAUUUGA
Ostreococcus lucimarinus CCE9901 is the source of this 858-nucleotide messenger RNA. RefSeq lists its product with no specific name. The record is from RefSeq and is a predicted model, not a curated record. Gene Ontology annotation, biological process: protein deubiquitination. Gene Ontology annotation, molecular function: cysteine-type deubiquitinase activity. Lineage: Eukaryota; Viridiplantae; Chlorophyta; Mamiellophyceae; Mamiellales; Bathycoccaceae. Bases 1 to 858 code for a protein of 285 amino acids. The transcript has a single exon.